GCAGAAUAAAAACAUUUCCAAAAUAUGAAGCUUAGUGUGGAUGGUUUAUUAGUUUAUUUCCCAUAUGAAUACAUAUAUCCCGAGCAAUAUGCUUAUAUGCUCGAGCUGAAACGCACACUUGAUGCAAAAGGUCAUUGUUUGUUGGAAAUGCCUUCUGGGACUGGAAAGACAGCCACAUUAUUGUCUUUGAUUGUAGCUUAUAUGCUUGAAUAUCCAGAGACUGUGCGGAAACUUAUAUAUUGCUCGCGUACAGUACCAGAGAUAGAAAAAGUCAUCGCUGAAUUGCAGAGCCUUAUGAAAUACUAUGAAAGGCAUGCACAACCUACUGGUCUAACUGGAUUAGUAUUGAGUUCACGUAAGAAUAUGUGUAUUCAUCCACAAGUAAGUGGGGAGCGUGACGGCAAAAGUGUUGAUGCAAAAUGUUUUGGUUUAACUGCGAGUUAUGUGCGAGAUCGACAUUCAGUAGAUGCAGACACACCUAUAUGUCAGUAUUACGAGGGUUUCAGUUGUGAAGGUAAGGAGUCAACAUUACCCUGCGGUGUUUAUAGUUUAGAUGACCUAAAGGAAUUUGGACGUAUGAAAAAUUGGUGUCCCUACUUUUUAGCACGACAUGCAAUACUACAAGCUAAUAUUGUAGUUUACAGUUAUCAUUAUCUUUUGGAUCCAAAAAUUGCUGAAGUGGUAUCUAAGGAAUUAACGAAAGAAUCAUGUAUAGUUUUUGAUGAAGCACAUAAUAUAGAUAAUGUUUGCAUUGAUUCGAUGAGUGUUAAAAUCAACAGACGCAUAGUUGACCGCAGCACAAAUGCAUUAAAUAAUUUACAGAAAUUAGUAGAAGACAUACGCAAUGAUGAUAUAAAUCGAUUAAACGAAGAGUAUCAACGAAUGGUGCAAGGUUUGAAAGAUGUUAGUGAACAACGUGAAACAGAUAUGGUUCUAGCAAAUCCCAUUCUGCCAGCUGAUGUUUUGAAAGAGGUUGUUCCCGGUAACAUAAGAAAUGCUGAGCAUUUUCUUAGUUUUUUACGCAGAUUUGUAGAAUAUUUAAAAACUCGGUUGAGAGUUCAUCAUGUUGUACAGGAAUCUCCCGCAGGUUUUUUAAAAGAUGUUCAGAGCAAAAUUUGCAUUGAACGCAAACCACUGCGAUUUUGCGCUGAGCGUUUAUCAAGCAUGAUGCGCACUCUUGAAAUAACAGACCCAGCUGAAUAUGGCAGUCUGACAUUGAUAGAAAUGACGAAUUGA
This is a messenger RNA of Teleopsis dalmanni, 1236 nucleotides long. RefSeq names its product general transcription and DNA repair factor IIH helicase subunit XPD-like. The transcript is spliced from 7 exons. The record is from RefSeq and is a predicted model, not a curated record. Gene Ontology annotation, cellular component: nucleus. The coding region runs from base 25 to 1236 and encodes 403 amino acids. Lineage: Eukaryota; Metazoa; Arthropoda; Insecta; Diptera; Diopsidae. Gene Ontology annotation, biological process: transcription by RNA polymerase II; positive regulation of mitotic recombination; nucleotide-excision repair. Gene Ontology annotation, molecular function: ATP binding; hydrolase activity, acting on acid anhydrides, in phosphorus-containing anhydrides; DNA helicase activity.